Molecule: messenger RNA, 432 nt
Organism: Rubroshorea leprosula
Lineage: Eukaryota; Viridiplantae; Streptophyta; Magnoliopsida; Malvales; Dipterocarpaceae
Source: the annotation of a GenBank genome assembly
ACUCGUUUUUGUUCUGUUAUAACAAUGCCCUGUUUCUAUGCAGGUUAUGUUUGAGAGGAUGAGGAUGAGGCUGAAGAAGGAGGAAGAGAGAGGAAGAGAGAGCUUUGCUUCUGAACCAAGCAGGGUGGCUGAGAUGCAGCCUGCUGCAGCCACAACGACCACUCCUGAAGCACCAUCACCAACUGCAGCCACUAGCGCAGAACAAGAAUCUGUGAGAUAAUGGAUGAGUGUUGUCAGUGAGACGCUAAGGAGGUUGAAUAUAAAUUCAUCGAUCCUUUCUUAAUGUACUGACUCUAAUGGCUCUCAACUGGCAUGUGGUUUCAAGUGUACCUAGCUAGGCCAACGGCUCACUACAGUUGUUAAUGUCACUGUGCUUUUAGGUGCAAGGUUAUGUUGGAUGAUAGGAGUCUCUAAUUAAGAUUCAGCUAUAGA